AGAUGUCUCUUUCUCUUUCUUUCGCACAAAUAUUAUGAAAUCUAUUUAAACGCAAAAAUAGACAACCCAAGAACCGCCCCUCGGCGCUCCCAGCAAAAACGCUCUCCGGCCGGAGACCCCAACAGCGCGAAAAAAUCGCCGAUUUUUCUACCUCGCCGCAGUCCUUUUCGCGCCCAGUAAUAUAACUGGCAACCUCUCCCCUCCCCCGGUCCGGUUUUCUCGUGACGGAAAACCGCCAUUGUGUCCAAAGCCGGUCCGCAGGGAGCGGCUGAGACCGCCCACCGUGGGAGCCGGCGGGGUAGAGCCCGCGAGGGGGAGCUAGGGUUGCUUUCGUCCUCGUCUUAGCUCGCUCUCUCUUUCUCUCUUCAGUCUUUGCGCUGGUCUCUUCUCUGACGCUACAUCGAGAUUCGUGCUGGGAGGGGUGAUGGCGCCGGCGCCGGAGCUGAGGGAGGUGCUCGGCAGGCUCUGCGGUGGGGGCGGAUGGGCGUACGGGGUGCUCUGGCGCGUGGAUCGCCGGGAUCCCCGGUUGCUGACGGUAGAAGAUUGCUACUAUGAAGAGCAGGUUCGGGGAGUGCUUGACAAGAUACUUCAUCAGGUCCACAUGGUUGGAGAAGGAAUAAUUGGAGGAGCAGUUAUAAAUGAGAAGCACCAGUGGGUCUACUCUGAUUCUUAUGGCAUAAAUUUGAGCCCGACCAGCUCUACUGACAAUCCAGACAUAUUUCAGAGUGAUGCUGAAUGGCAACAUCAGUUUACUCCUGGAAUUAAGACUAUUGCCAUCAUUUCUCUGCGGUCAUCAGGUGUGGUUCAGUUUGGUUCCCCCGAGAAGAUUCUAGAAAAUUUGGAGUUUGUCAAUGAAGUUAAGCAUUCGUUGGAGCAGGUGGAAGGUAUAGUGGGGCUUUUUCCGCAUGGAAUAGCUCAUAAAGCUUGGACCAUUCAUGAUCCGAAUGCAGCAUCUACAUCUGCAAUUUCUUCGAGAAGUGCUUAUUAUUGUUAUGAGAACACUAAUUCCUUGCGUGGAGACAUAAGCAAAAACUGGAUGACAAGCGCAGAGUCUCUGAGUGAGCCUAUUCAGUUUCCAAGUAUUUUCUCUCACGGAUCUUAUCAUGGCUUCAGAUCUCACAGUGGGGGCAUGAAUCCUAUAGUAACCAUGCCAGGAGUCUCCGGUUCUGCACUUGUACUCAAAGAUUCUUUUGACCCAUUCCAGAAAACACCUUUUAUCAGCAAGAAUUCCUCAUUUUACCAUGCAAACCAAUGCCCUGCAGCAAGUGCUGAAACUCAGGUACUGUUGUCCCCUAACGUACAAUUUCAAUCUGCUACUAAUUUUUCCAGCAGUUCAGCUAUGACCAACUUGAACACAUAUACUUGGGCCAAAGGAAUUUCUGAUCAAACGAUCAUGCAGAGGCUGUUAUCCAGGAUGGGAAUGCAGGGGUUUCCUAGCUUGAUUCCAGCUAAUUCACAUCUUGCUGUUCCCCAUGUGAAUGCACUUCAUCAAUUUUCUGGAGACUCCUUAUCUUGUGGCCCAUAUAGAUUGUAUGAUACAAUGCCUGGCUCAAGAUCUUCUGAUAUGAGCAAAGUUUGCCUUAAUGGUACAGAGAAGUCGCUAGAAAUCCAGCAUUCAUCUUUGUCAUCUUUGGCUGUGGGUGGGCCAUCUGGUUGCAGAUCCUUCUGCCAUGAACUUCCAGAUACUUCUGUCACUUUAGAAGACAUGACAACUGACCAUUCUCUGUUGCUUCAUUCUAAGAAUGAUUCCUUAAAUGGUCUUAUUCAUCUGAAUGAUCAGCCACUGGAGCAAGUCUCUGACCUGUCUGCAAAAAUGAAUGAGAUCAUGGUGGGUGCCAGUUCUGUAUCAGCUUGUUUGGCUGAAGGUGAGGGGAAUGACUACACUCCGAUGGCUGGGUCCCAAACUGUUCCAGUUGAGAACUCCACUGCAGCACCAUUGAAUUCUAUGGGUGCAGAAAAUGAUGGGAAAGAAAACUCUUCAACUGCACCUUCUCAACCUCCUUCCGAUAAUAACCUGUUUGAUGGCAUGGAAUUGGAUCUAAGCCCAAGCAUUCUUGUGCAGGAAUGUUGGGAUGACAUAAUAAUGCAAGUAGGCAGUGACAGUUGUUUGAAUUUGAGUGCUAAUGUCUCAGAAUGCAUUGCAGAGUUGGACAUGGGCUCUAUAACAGGUGCUGAAAAAGGGCUGUUCUUAGACUCUGGUCUUGAACAAUUAUUGGAUGCCAUAGUUGGUGAGAAUGCUAAUAGAGCUUCUACUCAUAAUUCUGUGGCUACUAGUGUCAAUCCUAGUGCUGAUCUUGAUUCAGAGCAUAAAUUUUCUGCAAUUAGUACGGUAGGUGCACCUUCAUUGUACAGAAAUCAGGUUGCGCUAGCAGGUCUUCCUUCCAUAAGUACUAAAUCUGAUGUGCUGUUACCUCGUUGCGACUCGGAGAAGAUCAUGCAUGGAUCUCCAAAAGAGGCACUCUCAGUAUCCCAUGUCAGUUCAUGGAUUGAUGAUAGUUGCAGUAUGAAUGUUGGGAGUGCUGUGAUCAAUGAACCAAAGAAGCCUGAAGAAGCUGUCAAAGUUGUUAAGAAAAGGGCAAGACCUGGGGAAAGCACUCGGCCAAGGCCAAAAGAUCGCCAGCAAAUACAAGACCGGGUGAAGGAGUUACGAGAAAUUGUGCCAAAUUGUGCAAAGUGUAGCAUUGAUGCUUUGUUGGACCGCACGAUAAAACACAUGCUCUUUUUGCAAAGCGUGACAAAGUAUGCAGACAAACUCAAGCAAACUGAUGAGCCAAAGAUGAUUGUUGAGGAGAGUGGUGUUGUUUUAAAAGAUAAUUCUAGUGGUGGCACCGGUGCUGGUGCGACCUGGGCGUAUGAAGUUGCAGGACAAACCAUGGUCUGCCCGAUAAUAGUCGAGGACCUCACCCCCCCUGGUCAGAUGCUAGUAGAGAUGCUUUGUGAAGAACACGGGUUCUUUCUAGAGAUAGCAGACAUCAUUCGUGGAUUUGGCUUGACUAUCUUGAAAGGAGUGAUGGAGAUUCAUGACAGUAAGAUCUGGGCACGGUUUUUAGUCGAGGCUAAUAGAGAUGUGACCAGGAUGGAUAUCUUUCUCUCCCUUGUUCAACUUUUGCAACAAACUAGCAGCACUCGAUCUAGUGACCAACUGGCUAAGAUUAUGGACAAAGGGGCUCCCACAUUUGCCAAUUACCAGCAUUCUCCCAUGUCAAUUCCCAUUAGUCUAGCAGACAGAUUGCAGUGAUCCAAGCCUGGUAUCAGCUCAAGAAAUGACUCGAUAGGUCAUGUGUUCCACAAUGAUGGCAUUCCAGAUUGAGAACUAUGUCCUGAUACCAAGAUAGUGAAUGGUGGUGUCUGGUCUUGCAUUGUGGCUGAACAUGUCUGAACCUGGAUAAGAAUGCGGUCUACUGCAUUGACCAUCAGAGACCGAAUAGAGCUUACCGUAUAUUUGAGAAGUGCAUCAUCAGUGGAAAAGCCAGUAAAUUUCAGAUGUACAAGUUUCCCAAAAGAAUGAAUGAUAGGAAGAACUCAUGCAUGGGAAAGACGGGUUCAAGGCAAGUGGAUUGUCUCUGGGUCUGGGGCAUAAGCUUUGCAGGCAAAUGUGUUUAUAAUAGUCUUUUAACCAUGUAGUGUUGUUGAGAUUUGUACCAUUUGGUUCUUUUGCUGACCUGUUUAUAUGGAAUCAGAUGCUUUUGACCUGAUAA
Molecule: messenger RNA, 3698 nt
Organism: Elaeis guineensis (African oil palm)
Lineage: Eukaryota; Viridiplantae; Streptophyta; Magnoliopsida; Arecales; Arecaceae
Product: transcription factor LHW
Biological process (GO): regulation of DNA-templated transcription
Molecular function (GO): protein dimerization activity; DNA-binding transcription factor activity
Source: RefSeq, a predicted model, not a curated record